GAAUUUCCGAAUCAUUUUCCUCCUCUCGUUGGAUCAUCAUCAUCAUUUGAAAUAAAUAAAAAAAAAAGAAAGAAAUAGAAAAUUUCAUAAAAUAAAAUAAAAUGAAGGAACAAAACGAAACGUCCUCUGUUUCUUCACUUCCUCUCUUUCACUGUGGGCCGGGUUUCUGUUGGUUUAGAGUUCAGUUUAGCAGCAGAGUUUCACUUCGUAGCGUCCGCUGAAAAAAACCUCAGCCAGCACGCGCGCCCACACACACACACACACUCACACACUCAUCUUCUUUUUCUUUCCCUUUCCUUUGUUUCUUCUUCUCUCCAUUUCCCCUUUCAAAAUCAUGGAGAGCUCUGUCCUCCACUCUCCAUAUUUGGCCACCGCCACCUCCGCCGCCUUCUCCCGCCACCUCCGUACCCGCUUCUCCUCCUCCGCCUCCGCCGCCGCCGCUCUCAGCCUCACACCUCCCUCAACCGUCACUCCUAAAUUAUCCUCUUUUCAUAAUCCCAAGCCCUUUAGAUUCUCCCCCUUAAUCGCAAAACCACCCCUUUCCGGUAAAUUGGUUCCCCUUUACGCCACCGGUGAUGAUAGUGGAAAUACAAAUACGCCCUCGUCCGCUGAAUCAAAGCCCGCCGUCGUUACUCCACAGGGAGCCAAAAUCAUUCCUUUAAUCAUUUCAGUAUCUAUUGGGUUGAUUGUGCGGUUUUUAGUCCCCAGGCCGCCGGAGGUUACCCCUCAAGCGUGGCAACUUUUAUCCAUUUUUCUCUCAACCAUUGCCGGCCUUGUCCUCAGCCCAUUGCCGGUUGGGGCCUGGGCGUUUCUUGGAUUGACCACCUCAAUUUUCACCCGGACGCUGCCUUUUACCACUGCUUUUAGUGCGUUUACAAAUGAAGUAAUUUGGUUGAUUGUUAUUUCCUUCUUUUUCGCUCGUGGGUUCGUGAAGACGGGUUUAGGUGAUCGGAUUGCGACUUACUUUGUGAAGUGGUUAGGGAAAAGUACGCUUGGGUUGUCUUAUGGAUUGACGUUCAGUGAGGCUUUGAUUGCUCCGGCGAUGCCCAGUACUACUGCCAGAGCCGGCGGCGUGUUUUUGCCGAUUAUUAAGUCGCUCUCCCUUUCAGCAGGGAGUAAGCCCGGCGAUCCCUCUGCUAAGAAGCUAGGAUCGUACUUAGUUCAAUCCCAAUUCCAGUCUGCUGGUAACUCUAGUGCUCUUUUCCUAACUGCUGCAGCUCAAAACCUUCUGUGUCUUAAGUUGGCUGAAGAACUUGGGGUGGUCAUUGGAAACCCUUGGGUUUCUUGGUUCAAGGCUGCUAGCUUACCUGCAUUGGUUUGCCUUAUAGUUACCCCUCUAGUCUUGUACACACUUUAUCCUCCUGAAAUGAAGGACACACCGGAGGCACCUGCUAUGGCAGCAAAGAAGCUGGACGCAAUGGGCCCUGUCACGAAGAAUGAAUGGGUGAUGGUUGGAACAAUGCUUCUUGCUGUGUCCUUGUGGGUCUGUGGGGAUGCUCUUGGUAUUCCAAGUGUGGUUGCUGCCAUGCUGGGUUUAUCAAUAUUGCUGUUGUUGGGAGUACUUGAUUGGGAUGACUGUCUAAGUGAAAAAUCUGCCUGGGAUACUUUGGCUUGGUUCGCAGUACUUGUUGGUAUGGCGGGUCAAUUAACAAACCUUGGUAUAGUUGGCUGGAUGUCAAGCUGUGUUGCAAAGGUCCUGCAGUCUCUAUCACUUAGCUGGCCUGCCGCAUUUGGUGUGCUUCAGGCUGCUUACUUUUUGAUCCAUUACUUAUUUGCUAGUCAAACUGGCCAUGUGGGAGCAUUGUAUUCUGCGUUUCUUGCUAUGCAUUUGGCUUCUGGGGUGCCUGGUGUACUGGCAGCACUAGCUUUAGCCUACAAUACAAACUUAUUUGGUGCUUUGACUCAUUAUAGCAGUGGUCAAGCUGCUGUAUACUUUGGAGCUGGUUAUGUGGAUCUUCCUGAUGUCUUCAAAUUUGGCUUCAUAAUGGCUGUGGUGAAUGUGCUGAUCUGGGCGGUUGUUGGUGGUUUCUGGUGGAAAUUCUUGGGUCUAUAUUGAUUUUUUUAAAUCUUAGUGUAAGUAGAGUUUUCUCGGGUUCACAUAUUUGUGGUACGAUGCAUUUUGUCUGAAGCAUACGCAAGCAUUUAGAAAGAUCAGGGAAAAAAAAAGGUCAGGAUAGCAUUUUGGUUCUCUUGCAACUUCUGCAGAACACCAAUGUAACUUGCUUCUACUUUCUGUGACAAUUUGGAAGAAAAAUUUUGACUUUCAAUGGGAAUUGAAAGCUAACGAUUCUGCAGCAAAUUUCAUCAUCAUCUCUAUGACAGUUAUCUACUACUAAGUUUUGUUCCUCAUUUUUCUUCUUGUCAAUGCAGUUGAUUUAGACUACUUGUAAGUUGUUUUUUUUGGAAGGGGUACUUGUAAGUUGUUAUGAGGGGAAAAGAAAUGAAAAUGAUCCUUUACAAACUGUGGACAAGACAUUGCAAAUGUCCAGUUUUUGUGUCAAGGAACUUGGAAUGUUUCAUUAGUAAAACAGUAUCGUUGCAUGUAUUAAUAAAAAUAUUCCAUUUUGAGACGGAAAGAAACUAUACUAAUGAAACACUAUCAAUACGCAAAAGAACAAC
Molecule: messenger RNA, 2619 nt
Organism: Oldenlandia corymbosa var. corymbosa
Lineage: Eukaryota; Viridiplantae; Streptophyta; Magnoliopsida; Gentianales; Rubiaceae
Source: the annotation of a GenBank genome assembly